Petromyzon marinus (sea lamprey) is the source of this 3203-nucleotide messenger RNA. RefSeq names its product F-box protein 9 (gene FBXO9). Gene Ontology annotation, cellular component: cytoplasm; SCF ubiquitin ligase complex. The record is from RefSeq and is a predicted model, not a curated record. Gene Ontology annotation, molecular function: protein binding. NCBI's taxonomy places the organism in Eukaryota, Metazoa, Chordata, Hyperoartia, Petromyzontiformes, Petromyzontidae. Gene Ontology annotation, biological process: SCF-dependent proteasomal ubiquitin-dependent protein catabolic process.
GGCGGGGCCCCGCAGUUACGUCUCAGCCAUGGCCGCGGUUCGCAGGGCACGGAGCGAUGCUCGCUGCGUCGUUCGCUUCACCGACCGUGAACUGUGCUGAGCGCCGCGUGGCGAGCGCGUCGUCGUCGUCGACAAUACCUCGCUCGAGCCGGGUGCAAAUGGCUGAAGGAGACAAAGAUCAUCUCUCUUUUCUCAUGGAUGACAGUGAUGAUGAGCAAGAAGCUGCAUCAGAAAAGAAUCUGAAUGAGCAGCUGGAGGCGUUCAGGGAGCGCUGGCGCUCGGAGCUGAAAGGGGGCCGCCCAGGAGGGGGUACUGCCCGCGAGGGCCCCCUGCCCGGUGGUACAGCCCCGCAGCUGCCCGUGCCAUCUCCGGUGCAGCCGGGGUCACAAGACCGAGCAAAGACAACGCUCGGCGCAGAAGAGCAGGCGCGGGAGCUGUUCAUUAGAGCUGCAGAGCUGGAGCAGGAGGGGGCUCUGUAUGAAGCCAUCAAGUUUUACCGGCAGGCGAUGCAGCUGGUGCCUGACAUCGAAUUCCGGGUGAAUGAUUAUGGGGGCGAAAAUGGCUCUCCAGGAGACAUGGACAAUCGUGAGGCGGUGGAGGACAACGCGGUGACGAACCUCCUCACCUCCUUCCAAAGUGAACUGAGCCUGCAGGAGGCUCAGCCGAAACUGUGCCGGCGAGACACCGAGUCGAGGCAGACGCACAUUUCCGCGCUGCCCGUGGAGGUGCUGGUGUAUGUAUUCCGCUGGGUCGUAUCCAGCGAUUUGGACCUGCGCUCUCUGGAGCAGCUGUCAAUGGUGUGUCGGGGAUUCUACAUGUGUGCCAGGGACCCGGAGAUCUGGCGUCUGGCCUGCCUGAGGGUGUGGGGCCGGAACACGGGCAAGCCGUCGCCCUACCUGUCGUGGAGGCACAUGUUCCUGGAGCGAACGCGCCUGCGCUACGAUGGGGUGUACAUCAGCAGAGUGAGCUACAUUCGCCAGGGUGAGCAGUCCCUGGACGGCUUCUACAGCCCCUGGCACCUGGUUGAAUAUUUCAGGUAUCUGCGCUUCUUCCCUGACGGGCUGGUGAUGAUGCUGACAACUCCAGAUGACCCCCAGUCCAUCGUGUCACGUCUGCGCACAAAGCACACGCGCAUUGACGCUGUGUUGUACGGCCACUUCCGUAUGACACAGGACACUAACGGGGACACGCGUGUCCUCUCCAUCCUCACCAAGAGGCCCGACAAAGAGAGGGGCGGGGAUUUCCAGCGCUACCGCCGCUACCGCCGUGUGGCACCGCCCGAGUCGGAGCAGCGCUUCCACGUGGACCUGCAGUUGGUGUGCGGGGGGCGGCAGCGAUUCAACAAGCUGUUGUGGCUGCACCAUUCAUGCCAAGUCACCUGCCGGGCAACUGGUGAGACGGUGGUGUCCAACUUUGACAUAGACAAGAAAUACGCCUCGUUCUUCUUCUCCCGGGUCAAAAGCUUCACAGCCUUCUCGGAGGGGCCCCUUUAAGAGAACGCCCCACCCCCUCAAGAGUGUAUACCCAGCCUGCAGGAGGGGAGUGGUAUAGGGUCACGUGUCUUGAAUUAAGAGGUCGUGGUUUACAAACCAGGGCGGCAACAGAUCUGUCACGUCACCACUGCGUAGAUGUUAUGGAGACAUAGCGUCUUCACAUGUUCUUUAAAAAAUUAGUUUUGAGGUUAAGUGUUCAUACUUGUCUUAUCCCAAAUGUCUUGAGUCUUGGUCUUUUCUGGAUAAGUAUAUCAUUAUUAUAACCUGAUUUAUUUGUAUAGUUUGUUAAGCAUGGGAGGGCUGUGAAAGAACUUACCCCAUUUUCAUUGAGUCUUACCACACAUUUGUACAAAUUCUUUAGCAAUUUUAAAUGAUUGCUGUGAAAUAUACAGAGUACAUUUAGGAAAAUAUUAUUGGGUGUUCAAAAGACCCGAAAGGAAUUACUGCAAACAAAAAGGUUAAAUAUUGAGUAGAAAAUUUAAAACUUUGAAAGCUCCCUACAUAAAUUGAUUGUGAUUGUUAAAAUUAUAUAUGACUCAAAAGGAAAUGUAAUCUGAACGUAACAUCCUGAGACCUUGUGAGAGAAGGUCUGAGUGGGUUGCUUUGGUGGUAAAAUUGCCUCUCCAAAAUAUCUAUCACAUUCUACAAGAGUAUCAUGUACCUGUCGAUGGGACCUUUUUGCCAGUAUAAAAAAAAGUAUCUGUUUGGCGUUUGAAUAUCUUAACACCUGUUUUUAUUGCCAGAAAGGGUAAAACCUAUUAUUAUUUUUCAUAAUUUAUAAAUGUAUCUGCCUGGUGUAAAGGUAACAUUCAGUCCAGACAAGUUGACUCAUCUAGACCGACCUCUUACUCCGACCCUUCCCCUUCUGCUUUGCUUGCGUGGCCCUUGCCCAGCAAAAGAUUAUUGACCCGUGUGAGAUUGCUGUCCAAACCUGCCAUGGAUUUCACUGGAUUGGCACCUACAAUCGUGUAGCUUUCAAUCGCCGUGAGGCUGUUGUGUUACUCCCAACAUGGAAUGCACUGACCUGGAGUCAACCAACACUGCCCACCUAUGUAGUCGACUCCCAUGUGUUUGAAUUGCACAUCUUGACCUAUACAGCUGCCACAGAAUACUUUUGCUUUGUCAAUUCAGUUGAAUUGCACUUGCGUUUAACCCCGAUAUCUGAUUUUUCUCAUAAUCGCCACCCGCCAGGAAUCUACCAACCAAUUGCAAACUUCGUUCAGGGCAGGCAAACAGUGAUUGGCCAGUAGCCCGGUUGCUUGUUUGAUCCCUUGUAAAGGUUAAUGUCAAGUUAGGCUUAAAGGGGAAUGCAGUGCGGCUGCAGGUGAAGCACCUUGAUUAUAUUUGCGCUAUCUGCGGUGAAAUCAAAAGACUCAUUUUUUCCGUUGUCAUGCUGCGUAGAAUGUUUUGUUGAGCCAUGAUUCUGAGAACUCCCUUUACGCAACAAGUGCAUAAUUGCAAGCUUCCCACCGGCCCAAUUAUAUGACAGAAACCAUAGAGGGCACACAUAAAUUAAAGUAAUAGUGAACAGCAUAUCCAAAGCGAAUAUUACAUUUAAAAAAACAUCUAAAAAUGAAAACUUGUGAACAUCUUUCCACACUCAUACAUUGUUUAGUGAGCGAGACCAUUGUUUUAGGGGGCGCUGGUGAAGUUAUUGCUUAACAGAAGGCAGAUUAGUUUCGGAUGAAAACAGGUUUCAUCAUUAGACAA